This is a messenger RNA of Lytechinus pictus (painted urchin), 6108 nucleotides long. RefSeq names its product general transcription factor IIH subunit 1-like. Bases 2461 to 3000 code for a protein of 179 amino acids. The transcript is spliced from 45 exons. Gene Ontology annotation, cellular component: transcription factor TFIIH holo complex; transcription factor TFIIH core complex. Gene Ontology annotation, biological process: nucleotide-excision repair; transcription by RNA polymerase II; transcription by RNA polymerase I. The record is from RefSeq and is a predicted model, not a curated record. NCBI's taxonomy places the organism in Eukaryota, Metazoa, Echinodermata, Echinoidea, Temnopleuroida, Toxopneustidae.
GGGAUCAAUUUAGUAGCUCUACGUUGGACACUCUCUAACCGCCUCUGCUCACCCAGCUUAUACGGUGACCACGCAGCUUGGCCAUACUCUAAGAUUGGGCGAAUAAUCUUAAACAAAAGCUUAAUAGAGGUCUUAUCCAAAUGUACAAAAGUACAUGAUUAGAUCUAGAUCUAUAGAGUCUACCGGUAGGUAAAAAAAAAGAAACAAUGUCAUGAAUGUGAAAUAUAUAGAUCUAGCCACGUACCGGACACUGUCUUGAUUCUGGACGCGCAUAUUACUGCAUACGAAAACAAUUUCGUACCGCAUGCAGAAGUGUUUCUACCAAUAUAAUGUAAAAACAAUUGGAUUGACAACUGAUUAGAUCUAAGUGCAUUAGUUAUUUAUUGCCGCAACUUAUUUCAUCAUAACUGAGACACAUCAUUUACACAUGUAUGAGAAAAUGAAACAUUUAUGAUUUCAUGUAAUAACAUAAGAAAAAAGAAAGUGGGGAUGUGACAUCAUCAGCCCACCUAAUGAAUAUUAAAUGAUUUUUAAAUUUAUAAGCCUCCAAACAUGCACCCCAAAACGUUGACUUGGGUUCUUAACACCAUUUUCGGUGACCAUUUUUAAAAGUCAGUUGUAUGCAUUGGUUGCUAAGGGAGGCUGUAUCUUAGCAACCAUUUGACCUUUCGGAAUUUCCCGUCAGACACUUAGGGGAGCAUUUGGUGCGAGUUUGAAGAAAAUCGGAGGGAGUCGGCUGACAAAUUGUCUGAAAAUUGGUUGAUUUGAUAUGGAUUGACUAUUAUUACACUGUGUAAACGUAUCUGUAUUAGUUGCAUUGACGCCAUCAAUGGCGACAAUGCAUUGUUGUUGUUCCGUAUUCCUAUUCCGCAAUCUUCUUCUUCUUCUUCUUCGUCUUCUGCCAAAAACCCCAUUCACUUAACACAUAGAGUUUGUUAACUCUGCCCAGGCCACGUCCCUCAUCCAAAUCCCUCCAAACUUGGUAGACAUGUUGUCCAGCACCCCUAGUUGUACACCUAUUUCAUUUUCCAAAAUCACUCAUGCAUGACCAUCCAGGCGCCAUUUUGUAAAUUCCAAGUCCAUUUGCAUACCAUUCUUAAUUUCGUCCUAACUCCCGCAUCCUGCAUGCUACAGACUUCUAACAAAUUGCAGUAGAUUUUGAAGAGUUGCCCUUUCAUAUAAAAAAUACGACUUGCCCUUCAAAAUGCCGUCUUCUUGCCCUAAAUUCGAAUCGAAGAUAGUCUACGUUCAAAAUGUUCAUAUUUAUUGAAAUGCAAAUUAGGAAAAUCGUAAAAUAGUAAUAACUUCCUUGUUUUUGUCUCACCUGCAUAGCAGAGUGAGACUAUAGGCGCCGCUUUUCCGACGGCGACGGCGGCGGCGUCAACACCAAAUCUUAACCUGAGGUUAAGUUUUUGAAAUGACAGCAUAACUUAGAAAGUAUAUGGACCUAGUUCAUAAAACUUGGCCAUAAGGUUAAUCAAGUAUUACUGAACAUCCUGCCUGAGUUUCAUGUCACAUGACCAAGGUCAAAGGUCAUUUAGGGUCAAUGAACUUAGACCAUGUUGGGGGAAUCAACAUCAAAAUCUUAACCUAAGGUUAAGUUUUUGAAAUGUCAUCAUAACUUAGAAAAUAUAUGGACCUAGUUCAUGAAACUUAUACAUAAGGUUAAUCAAGUAUCACUGAACAUCCUGCAUGAGUUUCACGUCACAUGACCAAGGUCAAAGGUCAUUUAGGGUCAAUGAACUUUGGCCGAAUUGGGGGUAUCUGUUGAAUUACCAUCAUAACUUUGAAAGUUUAUGGAUCUGAUUCAUGAAACUUGGACAUAAUAGUAAUCAAGUAUUACUGAACAUCCUGUGCAAGUUUCAGGUCACAUGAUCAAGGUCAAAGGUCAUUUAGGGUCAAUGAACUUUGGCCAAAUUGGGGUAUUUGUUGAAUUACAGCCAUAAAUUUGAAAGUGUGUUGGUCUAGUUCAUAAAACUUUGACAUAAUAGUAAUCAAGUAUCACUGAACAUCCUGUGCGAGUUUCAGGUCACAUGAUCAAGGUCAAAGGUCAUGUAAGGUCAAAGAACUUUGGCCACGUUGGGGGUAUUUGUUGAAUUGCCAUCAUAUCUCUAUAAGUGUAUUGGUCUAGUUCAUAAAACGUGGAAAUAAGAGUAACCAAGUAUCACUGAACAUCUUGUGCGAGUUAUAGUAGUUUUCAAAAUCAGCACUGCUGCUAUAUUGAAUCGCGUGAUGCAGGUGAGACGGCCAGAGGCAUUCCACUUGUUAAUUUAAUGUAGCCACAUUCGAGUUCGAGUGAACGGAAUAAAAAAAAGUGUAAGUGACUGAAAAUGUAUGUUAUGAAUGUCUAUAUAGCUGAUGAUAAACAAACAAGAUGAUUUAGAGAUUAGGAACAAUUUAUUCUCCUUUUAAAAUGAUGCCUUACAUGUAUAUAUCUCCUUUUUGUUUUACUGAUUAGAUAUGACGGAGGAAGCAAACCAAACUGUAAAAGACCCUCUUCUUGAUAUACAGGGGUUAUCUGACAGGACACUAAAUGAGGAAUUCGGGUUUUCUUUGGACAAUGUAAAGCAUUCAAGUAACGCGGUCAAUAAAUCCAUCAUUAAACGGUUUAAUCAUCACAACACACGGGUAUUAGCUGCAUCAGAAUCAAACAAGAGAAGCAUAGACGACGUCGAUGGACCAUCAACCAGCUCCCAAUCUUCCACACCAAGUCAGAACUCAAACACAAAUCAUCGAGUGGAGGGAGGAGGGGAUGGAGACGAGAGCACUGCAAAGAAAGCCAGGUUACGAGAAGCAAUAGAGAUUGAAGAUCUAGCAUCUACCUCGAAGCAAGAUGGUGUUUCCUUGAGGCUUGAAAGGACAGACAGGUAUUAUCAUGGUCCAACCGUUGUCCAGUCUACUGAUUACUUCUCUUCGGAGGAAGUGCUUGGUGCCUUGAGAGCUGUCCAGUCCGAGGUCAUGUCUUCUGUGCCUAAUCUACAUAAGUCUUUUUAUCCAUGAUGAAACAGAUGGGUCAAGAAAAUAAGAUACAAGAGUCCUUUUCUUUAGUGAAGUGGAAGUUGUUGUGGAAUCAAUCCAUUUACGUGGGUUAUACAACCAAUUCUGAGAGUUGGUCUACUUAGAUGAAAACGGUGGUGGAAGUUAGCGGAGAAACAAAGAUACAAGAGUCCUUUUCUUUAGUGAAGUAGAAGUUGUUGUUGAAUCAAUCCAUUUACUUGGGUUAUACAACCAAUUCUGAGAGUUGGUCUACUUAGAUGAAAACGGUGGUGGAAGUUAGCGGAGAAACAAAGAUACAAGAGUCCUUUUCUUUAGUGAAGUAGAAGUUGUUGUGGAAUCAAUCCAUUUACGUGGGUUAUACAACCAAUUCUGAGAGUUGGUCUACUUAGAUGAAAACGGUGGUGGAAGUUAGCGGAGAAACAAAGAUACAAGAGUCCUUUUCUUUAGUGAAGUAGAAGUUGUUGUGGAAUCAAUCCAUUUACUUGGGUUAUACAACCAAUUCUGAGAGUUGGUCUACUUAGAUGAAAACGGUGGUGGAAGUUAGCGGAGAAACAAAGAUACAAGAGUCCUUUUCUUUAGUGAAGUAGAAGUUGUUGUUGAAUCAAUCCAUUUACUUGGGUUAUACAACCAAUUCUGAGAGUUGGUCUACUUAGAUGAAAACGGUGGUGGAAGUUAGCGGAGAAACAAAGAUACAAGAGUCCUUUUCUUUAGUGAAGUAGAAGUUGUUGUGGAAUCAAUCCAUUUACGUGGGUUAUACAACCAAUUCUGAGAGUUGGUCUACUUAGAUGAAAACGGUGGUGGAAGUUAGCGGAGAAACAAAGAUACAAGAGUCCUUUUCUUUAGUGAAGUAGAAGUUGUUGUGGAAUCAAUCCAUUUACUUGGGUUAUACAACCAAUUCUGAGAGUUGGUCUACUUAGAUGAAAACGGUGGUGGAAGUUAGCGGAGAAACAAAGAUACAAGAGUCCUUUUCUUUAGUGAAGUAGAAGUUGUUGUUGAAUCAAUCCAUUUACUUGGGUUAUACAACCAAUUCUGAGAGUUGGUCUACUUAGAUGAAAACGGUGGUGGAAGUUAGCGGAGAAACAAAGAUACAAGAGUCCUUUUCUUUAGUGAAGUAGAAGUUGUUGUUGAAUCAAUCCAUUUACUUGGGUUAUACAACCAAUUCUGAGAGUUGGUCUACUUAGAUGAAAACGGUGGUGGAAGUUAGCGGAGAAACAAAGAUACAAGAGUCCUUUUCUUUAGUGAAGUAGAAGUUGUUGUUGAAUCAAUCCAUUUACUUGGGUUAUACAACCAAUUCUGAGAGUUGGUCUACUUAGGUGAAAACGAUGGUGGAAGUUAGCGGAGAAACAAAGAUACAAGAGUCCUUUUCUUUAGUGAAGUAGAAGUUGUUGUUGAAUCAAUCCAUUUACUUGGGUUAUACAACCAAUUCUGAGAGUUGGUCUACUUAGGUGAAAACGAUGGUGGAAGUUAGCGGAGAAACAAAGUUGGUCUACUUAGGUGAAAACGAUGGUGGAAGUUAGCGGAGAAACAAAGAUACAAGAGUCCUUUUCUUUAGUGAAGUAGAAGUUGUUGUUGAAUCAAUCCAUUUACUUGGGUUAUACAACCAAUUCUGAGAGUUGGUCUACUUAGAUGAAAACGAUGGUGGAAGUUAGCGGAGAAACAAAGAUACAAGAGUCCUUUUCUUUAGUGAAGUAGAAGUUGUUGUUGAAUCAAUCCAUUUACUUGGGUUAUACAACCACUUCUGAGAGAUGAAAACGAUGGUGGAAGUUAGCGGAGAAACAAAGAUACAAGAGUCCUUUUCUUUAGUGAAGUAGAAGUUGUUGUUGAAUCAAUCCAUUUACUUGGGUUAUACAACCAAUUCUGAGAGAUGAAAACGAUGGUGGAAGUUAGCGGAGAAACAAAGAUACAAGAGUCCUUUUCUUUAGUGAAGUAGAAGUUGUUGUUGAAUCAAUCCAUUUACUUGGGUUAUACAACCAAUUCUGAGAGUUGGUCUACUUAGGUGAAAACGAUGGUGGAAGUUAGCGGAGAAACAAAGUUGGUCUACUUAGGUGAAAACGGUGGUGGAAGUUAGCGGAGAAACAAAGAUACAAGAGUCCUUUUCUUUAGUGAAGUAGAAGUUGUUGUUGAAUCAAUCCAUUUACUUGGGUUAUACAACCAAUUCUGAGAGUUGGUCUACUUAGGUGAAAACGAUGGUGGAAGUUAGCGGAGAAACAAAGUUUCAGUUGGUCUACUUAGAUGAAAACGGUGGUGGAAGUUAGCGGAGAAACAAAGAUACAAGAGUCCUUUUCUUUAGUGAAGUAGAAGUUGUUGUUGAAUCAAUCCAUUUACUUGGGUUAUACAACCAAUUCUGAGAGUUGGUCUACUUAGAUGAAAACGGUGGUGGAAGUUAGCGGAGAAACAAAGAUACAAGAGUCCUUUUCUUUAGUGAAGUGGAAGCUGUUGUGGAAUCAAUCCAUUUACCGGGGUUAUUCAACCAAUACUGAGAGAUGUAAGGCCUCUGGAAACCAAACCUCUCCUGUAGUUUUAUUCGCUUCUGUGAGCCGAACAUGUCUCUGAUGGAAACGUACUUAUAGGCAACAUUCUUCAUUAAAAACUGAACAGGAGUCAUGGUUGUAGAUAUGUCAUUUGGAGACACUUUUGGAACUAAAGCUGAUGGCCUGUGCAUUCUUUGGUAAGGAAUCAUUUCCUAUCUAUUUUUGUCUGUCGGUCAGGAGCAACUCAUGGAUGGCAAAAUUGUAUAAGUUGGCUGUUAGGCCGCACAAAAUAUAUUAGUGUUUGCUUGUAACACAUUUUUUUUUUAUGUUAAAAAAAUCAGGUUUUUUUUUCUUCUCCAAAUGCAAGCACUAUAUAAUUGAUGAGCACCAGCAUUUCUCUGAUGAAUAAAUUAUUGAAAAAGAAAAGGAAAAUUCAAGAAUGAAAGAAAAUACAGUUAAAGUUAAACUGAAAAUAAGAAAGAAUAAUUGAAAUCAAUAUCCUUAACCCUAUCUGGGCCGGGAUAUUUUGGAAGUUCAUUGGGGGGGCAGACCUGCCAACCAGUACGUUUUAGCCGUAUUAAGUACGUUUUUGCAACCAAAAUACGGCAGUACGUUUUUUCUUUGAAAAAUACGUUUUUGU